Messenger RNA from Lingula anatina, 2303 nucleotides. Its product is annotated as protein Wnt-9a. The record is from RefSeq and is a predicted model, not a curated record. Gene Ontology annotation, cellular component: extracellular region. Lineage: Eukaryota; Metazoa; Brachiopoda; Lingulata; Lingulida; Lingulidae. Gene Ontology annotation, biological process: canonical Wnt signaling pathway; cell fate commitment; neuron differentiation. Gene Ontology annotation, molecular function: frizzled binding; cytokine activity.
GAGAGAGAGAGCGAAUCGUUUGGGAGGCAUUUGCAUGUUAAAACCGCGUGGCGAAACCAAUCAAUUGAAGUUUCAAUUCUUAGUCAGUCAGUCGGAAGGUACCAUGUAGUGGUUGAACGAAGAAUUUCACGGAGUUUAAUUAUGUACAUUGAGGAUUGCAGUGGAAAGUAAAAACGACAGAUGAGUUGGAAAGCAACAUAUUUGUUGUCUUAGUUCCAAGAACCCGCCGGAUACACCUACUAAAACGCAGGAAGUUUGCGCCUUGUUGAAAACCUUUGGAAGGAACCUUUUUCUGAAGACGCUUCGUUCCCAGACGGAGAUAGCUUGGCCUCGAGUAGUCUGUCAUAUCGCCUUGUCAAAAACGCAUGCGUUGCGGUAAUUUUCAGCUAUAUAAUUCUGAGUGAAGUUUAUUGCCAAAUAUUGGAGAUAAGAUUUUCGAGAGUUGCCUGGCAAGGGUCUACGUCAGCGGUCAAAGGGCAGGCCGAGCUACGUCACCACGUAUUGUCGUUUAAGAAGUGCGACGUUUUUCAAGUUUUGAUUGGCAAAGGGCAAAAAGUCCCAGAAGAGAGCACUGUCUAGUUAACGUGCUGAAAACAGGCAGGGUAAACAUCCAUCUUCCGAAACGCCAAAGAAUGCAGCGUGUGAAUGAACCCGAGUAGGGGAUCAAAAACCCGGCAUUCUUGGAGAAUUAACACGCGGAAACGUUCUGGAUUUUUAAUUAGUCAGCGGAGCUAAAAACGAAGCCCAUUAAGUGUUUGAUAAUAUACACCAGCCUCGGUAGAACAUGACAUUUUCCCGUUAGUAUGCCAGGACAGGGACUUCUUCCACCAGGAUGAGGCUGAGCACAUGGCUGGCUAAAGGCCUGAGCGGGUUCUGGCUGGCACUCUGCUUCUUUCCACAGACAAUUGCCUACUUUGGAUUGGCCGCGUCGGAGCCGCUCUUCACGUUCAAGCUGGACUUAGGGGUCUCUAACCGGGUGUCCGGGAGUGGUCAACCCCGCCACAAAAAUUCCGCCGGCCCGCAGACAGACCCGGAGAUUUGCGAAAUGUUAAAACUGAACACGAAACAAAAAAGGAUGUGUAAAAGGGACAAAAACGGAGGAGUCGCCGAUACGCUUGUGGAAGCCACGAGGCUGUCGGCGCUGGAGUGCCAAUUUCAGUUCCGAUAUGAGCGAUGGAACUGUUCCUCUGGCCAGUAUCGAUUGAAUAUUCUAAAAAAAGGUUUCAAGGAAACAUCGUUUCUUUACGCAAUAUCGUCUGCGGGCCUCGUCCACGCUUUUUCCCGCGCCUGCAGCCGAGGUCAGCUGGACCGAUGUACCUGUGAUGAAUCUUUCAACAACCAGAAGACCAGGCAGGCGUGGCUCUGGGGUGGCUGUGGAGACAAUAUUAAAUUUGGCUCCAAAUUUGCAAGGAAAUUUCUCAAAGCGGCCAAAAAAUCUGGUCAGGAUUUACGUGCCAAAAUGGACCAACAUAAUAGCAAUGUUGGGAUUAAGGCCGUCAAAGAUGGGGUUGACACCACUUGCAAGUGCCACGGUGUGUCAGGGUCUUGUACGGUGCGGACUUGCUGGCGACAAUUGGCCCCUUUUCACGAAAUGGGCAAUAAACUCAAGGACCGCUAUGACAAAUCCGUCAAAGUUGAACUAAGUAACAAUAAGGCCAAAGGAAAAACUCAGCUAGUUCGGAAGAAAAGAAACCCGAAUGACGCCGAUGUGCGCGUCAAAAGUAAAGAACUGGUCCACAUCGAGGAGUCGCCGUCCUUUUGCCGGAAGUCUAAGUACUCAAAGGGGACCCAGGGCCGCGAAUGCCAGAAGGAGACACGGAACUGUGACGCUAUGUGCUGUGGGCGAGGAUACAACGUCCUCAGCAAUGUGGUGAAGAAGGCCUGUCGCUGCCAAGUCCAGUGGUGCUGUUACGUAGAGUGCGAACAGUGCGAGACGCAAAUGGACGUUCAUAUGUGCAAAUAAAGAGGAGGUGAACCCCAAAAAUCUGAAACCUAUCUGUCGGAUAUUUUAUUCAAUAGACCCGAUAACAUUAAAAGCUGUCAGUUUAUUGAUACCGGACACAAUAGUCCGAUGUGUUCAGUGUUUAAAUGAAGUGGGAUUCGGAAGAAAUGCUCUUUGUGGGGAUAUUUAACAAAGAAUGCCAUGGGCACCGCUCCAAAAAUAGAUCCCCUUACAGAAAGUUGCUGAGAGAGACGCUUUACACUUUGGUCUCCCUUGUCAAGUGACUCGGCCCGACGUUCCUAGGCCACGUCGCAGCUUUAAAUCUCACUGAAAAAAAGAAAAGAAAAGAAUAGCAAAAAAA